CUCGACGUCUUAUGUUACCUAUUGAGGCUCCAACUAUUGAUAGAAAGCCGAAUUACUCUCGUAGUUCGAUGGCAGAACAUUUAUUGGAAGGAUUGGUAAAUUCCCACAGCGGCGGCGAUACUGGUGUUCGCGUAAUAAUUCCACCUAUUUCAAUGCAUCAAGAUCGGGAUAACAAUCAUAGUCAUCAACAAAGUUUACAGCAACAGCAAGACCUGGUAUGUAAAGAAGCUAAACAAAUUGCCGAUAAAUUUGCAACUGAUUAUGCUGCUCGUAAAUUCAGCAUCAAGGAACCUCACCGUGCUCGAAAGUUAUUUGACAAACUCAAUGCUUUAGCCAAUAAGCUACGCAGUAAUAAGGAUUAUGGUGCUGAGCCUUUAAUGGAUUUAAAGAAUUUACUUCUCGAACAAGAUAUUACCUCAUUUCAAUUUAAUCAAAGUGGCAUUCCUGAUGCGUUAAUCAGUUAUUUAUGUAAUGUCUCAGGCACGUCGCAACUACGCGGUAUUCGUUUAAAGCAUUUUGCUUCGGUUUUCAUGGGAUUGAACGAAGAUUCUUUGCAUGCUGACUCAAUUGGUGCUGAUAAUAAACGCCGAUACCCGUUUGAGUUAUUGGUUACGAAACUUACAAAUACAAUUGGCACUAUGGAGCAAUUCCAAGUUCGUGUCACCAAUCUUUCUGGAAUUUUUACUAAUGGUAGUGGCUCUUCGUCACUGGCACAAUAUCAGUCUGCCUUGUUGGGUGGUGGUGCUGGUGGUUCACUGUUUUCGACAACACUUCGUGGAGCACAGGCUUUACGAUUUUUUCAGAUGCAUCAAAUCCGUAUAAAUCUUCGUCGUCACCCUAAGUGCAAAAAUUUGCGUGAAUGGCGUCAUGGGAGAGGGUCUAUUAAAGUUGACCCAUUUACAUCAAUCUCUUCCAUUGAAAGGUUACAAAUUUUUUUAGAUUUGAAUAAUUAUAAUUAG
This is a messenger RNA of Meloidogyne enterolobii, 959 nucleotides long. The record is from the annotation of a GenBank genome assembly. Lineage: Eukaryota; Metazoa; Nematoda; Chromadorea; Rhabditida; Meloidogynidae.